Messenger RNA from Chelonoidis abingdonii (Abingdon island giant tortoise), 4638 nucleotides. The record is from RefSeq and is a predicted model, not a curated record. NCBI's taxonomy places the organism in Eukaryota, Metazoa, Chordata, Testudines, Testudinidae.
CAGAGCGCAGGGGGAAGAAUUUCGAUUUUUAAUUACUACCAUUAAAAAAAUCAAAUUUGCAAUUCUUUGGGUGGCCUGAUGGAUUCCCUGAUUGACAGCUGGAAUUGACACUCUGGAUACCUCUUAUCUUGGGCAUUUACGGCAAUUUCUAAUUGCAGGUAGUUUGUGUUUUUUCAGCGCCUUGGCUCGCAUGGGAACGGAGCGAUUACUUCAAGAGGCCCGGGUUAAGUGCAGGCAGGGAGAGAAUUCAAUCCACAUUCAAAUUGCUUCAUUAAAGAGACGCAGCUUUUGUUGCAAAGGAUUUAAAUGGCCACUAGAAAGUUCUUAUUUAUUGUUUUGAGCUGGUUUAUAUAGGGUGCCAUGAAGCCCAGGCGGUAGAGCCCAGGCGGGUAGAGCCCCAGCCAAUCUCUCCCGCUCUCUCCUUCAAGGUGAUGGCCCAGGACGGCCCCCUCUCCAAGGGAAGCUCCCGCUGCCUGGACAGCAAGCACCCCCAGAUCAUGUCCCAGUCGGACGGAGAGACGCUGCCCAGCACCCUGGAUAAGGAAGAUGUCCGCUCGGCUCCCAGCACCCCUUCCACCCCGUCCGUCUGCUCCCCGCCUUCCUCCUCCUCCUCCUCGUCCUCCAUCCCCUCAGCCGGCAAGAACGUCUGCUCCAGCUGCGGCCUGGAGAUCCUGGACAGGUACCUCCUGAAGGUGAACAACCUGAUCUGGCAUGUGCGCUGCCUGGAGUGCUCGGUGUGCCGGACCUCCCUGCGCCAGCAGAACAGCUGCUACAUCAAGAACAAGGAGAUCUUCUGUAAAAUGGAUUAUUUCAGUCGAUUUGGUACAAAGUGUGCCCGCUGCGGCAGGCAGAUCUAUGCCAGCGACUGGGUAAGGAGAGCCCGCGGCAAUGCCUACCAUCUUGCCUGCUUUGCCUGCUUCUCCUGUAAAAGGCAGCUGUCUACUGGCGAGGAGUUUGGCCUGGUGGAAGAGAAAGUGCUGUGCCGGAUUCACUAUGACACAAUGAUAGAGAACCUCAAGCGAGCAGCUGAAAAUGGCAAUGGGAUCACGCUAGAAGGAGCAGUGCCGUCUGAGCAAGACAGCCAACCCAAGCCAGCAAAGAGAGCGCGGACGUCCUUCACCGCGGAGCAGCUGCAGGUCAUGCAGGCACAGUUUGCUCAGGAUAACAACCCAGAUGCACAGACCCUUCAGAAACUGGCAGAUAUGACCGGACUUAGUAGGAGAGUCAUUCAGGUUUGGUUUCAAAACUGCAGAGCGCGCCAUAAAAAGCACACGCCUCAGCACACGGUGCCGCCUUCUGGAGCCCCCCAGUCCCGGAUCCCUUCGUCGCUUUCUGAUGACAUCCACUACUCUCCCUUUAGCAGCCCUGAGAGGGCCAGGAUGGUAACCCUGCAUGGAUACAUAGAAAGUCAGGUACAGUGUGGGCAAGUGCACUGUAGACUUCCCUACACUGCUCCACCAGUGCACCUCAAAGCAGACAUGGAAGGACCACUAUCUAAUAGGGGUGAGAAGGUCAUCCUAUUUCAAUAUUGAUGGCGCGAACUCUUCCUCAUCUGUCCAUAGCAUUCCCACCGCCGCUGCCCCUCAGUCACUGAAACACGGUGUUAAAUCGAAGGCAACUCUGAUGGUCACGCAGGAGAAACUCAGUUCAGCAUUGUUAUUUGCACCGACAGCAUCUGAUAGCCAAUGUUCUUGCCUCCCAGCAGCACUGCCAACAGUCAUGGUUUUCGCUUGUUUCUUGUGGACCUGCACAAUGACAAUGAGUCCCUAAGGCACUACCAUGCACAGCCCAAGUUAGUGAUCCUACUGCACUUUCACCGUUGCUUCCAGCAUCAUGGAACAGGAAAAGACCAUUACAUGCUGAGCCAGAGGUGGUGUUGAUUAUUACCUAACAAUACAAAGAGAGGAGGGAGCAAAGUACUUGGGCCUGAUUCUGACUCGCCCCAGUGUAACACUGUCAAUUCCAUUAGAUUACGCCUGAUGUACAUUAGUGUAAAUGAGAUCUGGAUCAGGCCCAUUACCUCAGCCACUUAGCACUCAUUGAGCCAAACUGACUGCUGGUUAUAACUCUACUGAAGUUAAUAGUUAUGCUAGCCUGAAAUAUGGCCCUUCAUCUUUAAAGAGAUUUAGAACCACUAAUCCAUUAACUCUCCCCAUGAGGUAGGUAAGUAAAUCUCCUUCCUCCCAAUUUACAGGUGGGAAAACUGAGACAGAGGCUGAUGACUUGCCCAGGCUCACAAAGGGAGUGGGUGUCACAGCCAUGCUUAGUGCUCAGAGGUUCCUGACUGUUAUUCCUGCCCUCAGCAUGCUGGACACACCUCCAUCCCAAGGACCAUCAGCCACAUCUUUGUUUCCUGGCAGCCUUUUGCUUGGAAUCAUUUCUUACUCCUGAAUGAGGGAUCCCAGGAAUGUAUCUGCACCAGACUGCUGGCCACUGCACCCACUGGGGUUGGGAAACAAUACAUUUCACUACUAAAAUUCCAAAUGAAAGAUGUAUCUUAAAUACAUUGGGCUUGAUUCGCUCUGGCACAGACCCUAGAAGAAGAACCCUAGUCGCAAAAGUUUAGCCAGUGAGAAGGGUCAAAGGUCUCUGUACACCAGUGCUCCACUGGUGGUGUAGCUAGUCUGCAUCUAUACAAAAAUGGGCACUCUCCAACAGGAGAAUGGGUAGGACUCAGCAUAUCCCUUAUGCAGCCUCCGCUAGCUGGACUCCUCUGGUGGCCUAGCAGCUAGUCAAAGCUGUCCCUACUUGGUGGAAUUCCUGAUGGAGGGAUUCCUGUGAAUCAGCCCCCAGCGCUCAUCAGCCUCUGCUGGCCUCAGGGGUUCAGUUCCUGCUCCCCUGCCCCAGUAGUGCAUAAAUCAAGCCUGUAACUUCUAAGAGAUCACUUUACAUCUUUUGCUUUACAUUUUCAAUAUAGUUAGAGUGAAACUAACUAGUUUAACCUGCACACACAGGGCCAGUAGGAACAAGCGAUGGCUGAGCUCAUGCAGCAGGCAAGGACAGCAUGUGAUAAAGGCGAUGCUAAUAAAUCUGGCAGCUUCUUUUUUAUGAUUAUCUCAGUCUUUAUGUUGCACCCCAUUUCUGGGGUUUCCCAGGUACUCCUGGCUAAUGCACACUGAGAUGGGAGCACAAUGCUCUGACUAAGCCACAAUUCAAAAUGACAGCUCAGAAAAGGCCGGGCAGUGGAGCGCUCACCCCGUUCUGGUGAGUUCUUACUCUCUCAUGAGCAGCCUCAUUGCAACCACUGAGUAAGGGCUCAAUAACCCUGUCCCAAGCCAGGAAAGAAAUACUGCAAAGAUCCUUCCUAGAUAGUAGUAAUAAAAGGUAAACAAUAUUUGAAAUUAGUAAUUGGUCCCUAACAAAAUCUCUCUCCUGUGAGUGCUCCACCAACCUUGCUGGUGAAAUUUGAAGGCAGCUUUUCCAAGAACGUGAGGUCCUAAUGUGACCCAAUCAGUGUGUGAGACCUGUCCCUCUCUGUGCCUGAUCCGCAGAGGCUGAGUCCGCCAGCUAGACAACCUGGCUUUAUAGCUCAAGCUGCAGCGACUCCUGCUUUUAGCUCUGGAGGUCCCUGGUCCAAUCUCCAGUUUCAGUCAAGAUGGCAGCCAUCACACUACCAUUAGGCAGUGAGUAUUUCCAGCACUGAAGCACUUUCCCUAGUUGUACCCCAUUAUCUCAUGAUAACAAAGCUUUCUGGGCAUGCGAGUCUAGCGCAUGGUGAGGAGGUGUUCACCCAAAUAACUUUGCAAAGUAAAUUGCAUAAUGAGCAGCUCUGGACUUCUGUUGCGGUGAACAUCAAAAUCUAUUGACCAGAGAAGUAGCAGAGCAAAAACAUAUCUUGAGAUUUGCUGAAAUAACAAGUCAAUAUGUCUCGUUGCAUAUAUUCAUUGUUAUGAUAAUUCAGCUAGGCCAACCGUACCCAACAGCUAGAAGUUUUAUCCACACUUUAAAUUAACAUUUGAAAGGGCAGAUGAAGUUAGAAGUCCAUAAAAUACUAUUAUUCACCUCCUGAAAGAUUAAGAAUAGUUUCCAUUUGAAUUCAACCAUAAUGAGACUGGUGUCUACCCAUCUGCAUCUGUGGUCUGAUUGGUUAAUGUUGUUCCAGAACUUGGUAUUAUCGCCCCUUUGAGGAGGUGACUGGUAGAAAUCUGCAUCUGUUUUCAGUCAAUGAUAAGCCAGAUUUUUUGUCUUUUUGUAUGUAACAAUGAGCGAGAGAAUGACAUCAGCCUUUUGUUUCCUGUAGCUGAGCAUUCGGAUUGUUGGUAUGUGUUACAACGAGGUUGUAGUGAAUUGGUCUGUGUCCACAUGAAAUGGCAUUGAUGGUGACAUGCUGCUUGGAAGGGCCACUUUCUCCCCCAUCUCUGCUUGCUCAUUCGAAUGACUGUUUUGUUUUGGAACUAGUGUAAUACAGUAAUGGGUAGAUGUUCAGAGACUGUGAGGAUGAGACUCCAGACUGUAACUUGACCCCACACGCCAUGGUAACUGAGAUUUCCACAACCCGGUUUUAUUGCGCGAGACAAAGGUUUGAUGCAUUUUUCUUCUGUCUCAGCGCAUUCUGCAGUCUCCCGCUCAUAAUAUGUCUGCUAAACAACUACUUAGUUACUGAUCAAAUUUGACUUGUAAUAUGUACCGUACAUCAAA